Messenger RNA from Annulohypoxylon truncatum, 1647 nucleotides. RefSeq names its product biotin synthase. The record is from RefSeq and is a predicted model, not a curated record. Gene Ontology annotation, biological process: biotin biosynthetic process. Gene Ontology annotation, molecular function: biotin synthase activity; 2 iron, 2 sulfur cluster binding. The transcript has 3 exons. Gene Ontology annotation, cellular component: mitochondrion. Lineage: Eukaryota; Fungi; Ascomycota; Sordariomycetes; Xylariales; Hypoxylaceae. The coding region runs from base 341 to 1522 and encodes 393 amino acids.
CUAAGUCCAAGACUUGGCCUGCUGCCGAAAUACCACCUCCCUUGCGUACCAAUUCGUUUUGGGUAGGCGUAUGCCGUCGACGGGGCGAUCGCUGGGCUCCUUGAGAUCUUUUCCCCUCUCGCGGCCGGAACCCACCUCCCCACCAACAGAAAAAUCAUUGAGGUUAGGGGGGGUUUUUCGUUUCUGUCGAGUACGUGGGGGUUGGGGGAAAGCGAGAAAGUGGAAAUAGCUAGCUUGCCUAUGUACAUACUUCGUCGGGACCCGAACCUGUUGAACCUCUGUUCUGGUACUGGAUCUCUUCUGCGAGUCGACGAGAUUUCUAUCCGUGCUUGAUCAGAUCAUGAAACCCGCGCGCCUGGUUGUUCGUCGACUUGCGGAGCCGCUAGUUCGGCCUGCUCGAAGCAACCGUCUUCGUUUGUUUACCACGGCCUCCUCUCGACCGUCACCUGCCGCCGCCGCGGCGGUCCAACCGCAGCCGUCUGAUCAUCCCCCUUUCCCCAUUUCCGGUCCAAACCCUGUUAGACACGAAGCUCCUGCUCCCAAUCCUGUUCCGACUCCGAAAAAUACUCUCCGCGAUGCCGUCUCUGCGACUCGGCCGAGGAAUGACUGGACUAGGGAUGAGAUAGCGGUUAUAUACAACCAUCCAUUGAUGGAUUUGGUACACCAAGCUACCGGCGGCUGCACCGAAGACUGUUCCUACUGCGCGCAAGCGACGCGGUACCAGAAGGGCACAGGCCUGCAAGCCAAAAAGGUCGAAUCAGUCGAAUCUGUGCUGGCGGCGGCGCGCCAGGCGGCCGCGAACGGGAGCACGCGGUUCUGCAUGGGCGCCGCGUGGCGCGACAUGCGCGGGCGCAAGAACAGCCUGCGCAACAUCGCCGAGAUGAUCAAGGGCGUGCGCGCGCUCGGCAUGGAGGCCUGCGUCACCCUGGGCAUGAUCGACGGCGCCCAGGCCAAGGAGCUGGCCGAUGCCGGCCUGACCGCCUACAACCACAACGUCGACACGAGCCGCGAGUUCUACCCCUCCGUCAUCUCGACCCGCACCUACGACGAGCGGCUGCAGACCCUGGGAUACGUGCGCGAUGCCGGUAUCAACGUGUGCUCGGGUGGCAUUUUGGGUCUGGGCGAGACGAGUACGGAUCGUGUUGGUCUGCUGCAUACUGUGUCGACUCUGCCCAAGCACCCUGAGAGUUUCCCUGUGAAUGCCCUCGUGCCUAUCAAGGGAACUCCUCUUGGAGAUCGGGAGCCGAUCGAUUUUCCAAGUAUGUUGCGCACCAUUGCUACUGCUCGCAUUAUCAUGCCUGCCACCAUCGUUAGAAUCGCAGCUGGUAGGAAAACCAUGUCAGAGGAGAAGCAGGCUCUUUGUUUCAUGGCUGGUGCCAACGCGAUCUUCACUGGUGAGAAGAUGCUGACGACGGAAUGUAACGGUUAUGACGAGGAUAAAGAGAUGUUCGACCGGUGGGGCUUGGGUCCUAUGAAGAGCUUUGAUAAGUCUCCGCCGCCUGCAACUAGCUGUAGCUCGUAGAAGCUCGUACUUGGACGAUGUAUAGGUAUCUAGGAGGUAGGUAAUUGAAAGGACUUCGUUUUAGAUUAUGGGGGUUAGAGCCGAGAUUUAUCUUGUUUGAUGAAUACACCUUCUCCCUCCAUAAU